AUGGGGCUAAGAGCUCCCAGCCUGUUUCUGCUCUGGCUGGCUCUUUCCUAUGCCAGUGAAAUAAGAAAAGGGAGGACAAGAAACCACGGCCACUAUGUCUGCAGCACCUGGGGGAACAACCAUUUCAAAACUUUUGAUGGAGACAUCUACCAGUUCCCUGGCAUUUGCGAGUACAAUUUUGCCUCUGACUGCCGAGAGUCUUACAAGGAGUUCUCUGUCCACAUUCAACGUGCUCUGAACAGCAACAACCACCCUCAGAUCCAGUACAUUCUGAUAAAAAUCAAGGAUGUCACAGUAUACCUGAGACCCAAACUGGCUGUGGUGGAUGGGAGGAUUGUGAAGACACCUUACUACAGCUCUGGUCUGCUCAUUGAGAGCAAUGACAUUUACACCAAGGUUUAUGCCAAAUUAGGCCUGAUCCUGAUAUGGAAUCAGGAAGAUGCACUGAUGGUGGAACUGGACAGCAAAUUUAAUAACCAUACCUGUGGUCUCUGUGGGGAUUACAAUGGAGUUCCAAUCUAUGAUGAGUUUAUCAAAGGAGCUGAGAGCUACAACUCAAUUACAUAUGGGAACUUACAGAAGAUCAGCAAACCUGGGGACAGAUGUGAAGAUCCUGAUGAAACCCGGGCUCUUCCCAGCUGUACUGAGCAUCGCGAUGAGUGUGAGAGGCUGCUGACCUCCCCGGCCUUUGCCGACUGUCGCUUGCGGCUGAACCUGGAGAUGUACAUCCAGGGCUGCAUGCAGGACAAGUGUGCCUGCGGGGGGAGCCAGGACUCCUUCUGCCUCUGCAGCACCAUCUCCGAGUACUCCCGACAGUGUUCACAUGCAGGGGGCCGGCCCGGGGAAUGGAGGACGCCAAACUUCUGCCCCAAGACCUGUCCUGAUACCAUGAUAUAUAAAGAAAGCAGCUCACCCUGCAUGGAUACAUGCUCACACUUGGAGAUCAGCAGCCUUUGUGAGGAACACUACAUGGAUGGCUGUUUCUGCCCUGAAGGAACUGUAUAUGAUGAUAUCACUGAAAAAGGCUGCAUACCUGUUAGCCAGUGCCACUGCAAACUCCGUGGAAAGCAGUAUUCACCUGGAGAAAGCAUUACCAAUGAAUGUGAGGAAUGCACUUGUAAUUCAGGCAGAUGGACUUGCAAAGAUUUACCCUGUCCAGGCAGAUGUUCAGUGGAAGGAGGUUCCCAUAUCACCACCUUUGAUGGGAAGAAAUACACCUUUCAUGGAGACUGUUACUAUGUGCUGACCAAGGGUGCUGUAAAUGACAGUCAUGCUCUCCUGGCAGAGCUGGCUCCCUGUGGCUCCACACUCAGGCAGACCUGUUUGAAGACUGUUGUGCUGUUAGCAGACAACAAAAAGAAUGUGGUGGUUUUCAGAUCAGAUGGCAGUGUGCUGCUGAAUGAGAUGACAGUGAAUGUGCCUCAUGUGUCAGCCAGCUUCUCAGUGUUCAAGCCAUCUUCUUUCUACCUUCUUGUACAAACUUCUUUUGGGCUUCAGCUGCAGAUUCAGCUGCUUCCAGUCAUGCAGCUGUUUGUGACUGUGGAUCAAUCAGUUCAAGGAAAACUUCAAGGUCUUUGUGGGAACUUUAAUGGAAUGGAAGGUGAUGACUUUAAAACAACCAGUGGGCUUGUAGAAGCUACAGGAUCUGCCUUUGCUAAUUUAUGGAAAGCUCAGUCCACUUGUAAAGACCAGGUGGAAAAGCUGGAAGACCCCUGCAGUCUCAGCAUUGAAAGUGCAAAUUAUGCUGAGCAUUGGUGCUCUUUGCUGAAAAACUCAGAGGGUCCUUUUGCAAGAUGUCACUCGGCCAUUGAUCCUUCAGAAUACUAUAAGAAAUGUAAAUAUGACACCUGUCUGUGUGAAGACAAUGAAGAAUGCUUGUGUGCUGCCCUGUCAUCUUACUCAAGAGCCUGUGCUUUCAAAGGAAUUAUACUGGGAGGCUGGAGAAAAAGUGUCUGCAGUAAUGAAGUGUCUGCCUGCCCUGGGAACCAAGUCUUCCUUUACAACCUUACAAUGUGCCAGCAAACCUGUCGUUCCCUUGCUGAUGGUGAAAAGCACUGCUUGCCAGACUUUGCUCCUGUGGAUGGCUGUGGCUGCCCAUAUAACACAUACCUGGAUAACCAGGGGGCCUGUGUGCCCAUCUCCAGCUGCCCCUGUUACUACAAGGGAUCAUACCUGGAAGCAGGGGAAUAUGUCACAAAAGAUGGGGAACGUUGUGUCUGCCGAAAUGCAAAGGUUCAGUGUACUUCAGUGACAGUAAGACUGAGAAGUAGAACAACAGAAUGUUCUUCUAACAAGACCUACUUUGACUGUGAGGCAUCCACAGAGUGGAGUUGGCAAACACCUGCACAACUCAGCUGUCACACUCCUCUAAGUGAGCAUUUCCAGGCAGAGUGUGUCUCAGGCUGUGUGUGUCCUGAAGGCCUUUUUGAUGAUGGGAGAGGGGGCUGUGUUGAGGAGAAGGACUGCCCAUGUGUUCAUAACAACCAGUGGUAUUCUUCUGGGCAGAAAGUAACAGUGGACUGCAACACCUGUACCUGCCAAAAAGGGGGGUGGAGCUGCACUAAAAAUGUUUGUUAUGGAACUUGUAUGAUAUAUGGAAGUGGCCACUAUAUCACCUUUGAUGGAAGGUUUUAUGACUUUGAUGGGAGCUGUGAAUAUGUGGCUACUCAGGAUUUUUGUGGUGACAAAAAGUCCAAUGGCUCAUUCAGCAUCAUCACAGAGAAUGUUCCCUGUGGCACUACAGGAGUCACCUGCUCAAAGGCCAUUAAAAUGUUUCUAGGGAAAACUGAACUGAAAUUGGAGAACAAAGAUUAUAAAGAAAUUCAGCGAGAUGUUGGUGGGGAUGUGCAUUACUGGAACAGGACAGUGGGGCUCUACCUUGUGAUUGAGGCUAGCAAUGGUGUGAUGCUUAUCUGGGAUAAGAAGACUACUGUUUUCAUCAAGCUGUCCCCUGCUUACAAAGGCAAAGUCUGUGGUCUGUGUGGCAACUUUGAUGACAAGUCUAAUAAUGACUUUACACAAAGGAGUGGGCUGCAGGACACCAAUGCUCUGAAGUUUGGGAAUUCCUGGAAACAAUCUACCAUGUGCCCAGAUGCCACACAGGAGAUUAAACCCUGUGAUGUGAAACCACAUCGGAAGUCCUGGGCAGAGAAGGAAUGCAGCAUCAUCCUGAGUGAAGUCUUUAAAAUCUGUCACUCCAAGGUGGACCCAAACCCUUUCUAUGAUGCCUGUGUGCAUGAUGCCUGUUCUUGUGACAGUGGUGGGGACUGUGAGUGCUUCUGUUCUGCAGUUGCUGCCUACGCUCAGGAAUGUUCCAAGGCUCAGGCCUGUGUUUUCUGGAGAACUCCUGAUAUCUGCCCAAUAUUUUGUGACUACUACAACCCUCACGAUAAGUGUGAGUGGCACUAUGAGCCCUGUGGUGGGAAUGUUGUGACCUGCAGGAUGAUCAAUAAUGUCACCACCAACUUUUCAGUGCCAUACCUGGAAGGCUGCUACCCCAGAUGCCCUAAGGACAAGCCUGUUUAUAAUGAAGAGACAAAGGAAUGUGUGUCUGAGGAUCAAUGUUGGUGCUACAACAAUGGAGUUCCUGUUCGCCCUGGGGAGGAAAUACCUGUGGAAGAGAACUGUACAAAGUGUGUCUGUGACCCCUCAGGAUCCAUACACUGUACAACAAUCCCAGGGUGUCCCUGUGUCAUCAAUGGAACAAGUUAUGAAGUGGGCAGCACUGUGGCACAAGUACAGGAUGGCAACAUAUGUAAAACAUAUAUCUGUGCAGAAAAUGGUUCUGUAGUUGUUGGAAGUACUUAUCCUUGUCCAACAACUUCACCUACAACCAUUUCAACCUCCAUUCCUACCAGUACUCUUACCACCACAGUUGUCACUACAAGACCUCCAGUAAUUACAACUCCAUGCUUUGGGUUCAUCUGUGAUUGGACUGACUGGUUUGAUGUCAGCAAACCUGAGGAAGAUGGUGGUGACUAUGAGACCUACGAUGCAGUAAGAGAAGUACAUGGACAUAAAAUAUGUGAAGCUCCUGAAAAUAUUGAAUGCAGAGCUAGAGAUAAACCAGAAAUGAGCUUAGAGGAACUUGGCCAGAAAGUGGAGUGCAACGUUACAUACGGACUAAGCUGUACAAAUGAUGAGCAAGAGGCAACUAUGUGGCAGCUUUGCUAUAAUUAUGAAAUCAGGGUCAACUGUUGUGAGUGGCAAGAAUUUCCUUGUUCUGCAAGUCCAGCCCCAACUGCAACUUCAACCACUACCAGCACAACAGUGCCCACCACCACUACAACCAGGCAGCCAACAACCACCACCACCACACCCACCCCAACCAGCACAAGGGAGUCCACACCACCAGUCACUUCUCCAGUGAUUUCAACCUCUACAGCCCCACCAUCCCCCACAACGACCAGAGUUCCCACUCCACCUGUAUCAGCAACCACGGCAAGACCAACACCUUCAAAGCCUCCUACCAACACCACCAUCACCACAACGCUCCAAAAAAGCACCACCACCACCUCCAGCACCCCAGGGCCAACAACUGGGACAGCAACACCCACGACAACUUCUGCAAGCACACCUGUGCACACAACAACCUCCCCAAGCACCGCAUCACCUUCAGUCCCACCCUCGUCCACAUUGAGCACCACAUCCUCCCCACCUGUAACAGCAACCACUGCCAGACCAACACCAUCAAAGCCUCCCACCACCACCACCACCACAGGGCCCCUUGAAACCACCACCACCUCCAGCACCCCAGGGCCAACAACUGAGACAGCAACACCCACGACAACUUCUGCAAGCACACCUGUGCACACAACAACCUCCCCAAGCACCGCAUCACCGUCAGCCCCACCAUCAUCGACAACGAGCACAGUGCCCUCCCCACCUGUAUCUGCAACCACCACCCUGCCAACAUCAUCACCAUUGAGACCUACCACUACCACUAGAACCACGAUACCCCCCACCAGGGGGACCACCACUUCUGUGGGCACAACAACAACUGGCCCAACAACCUCCCUUCCUGGGUGUGAAUGCAUCUGGACAGGCUGGAUAGAUGUGAGCUACCCAAACAGUUCUAACAGAAAUGGUGGUGACUAUGAAACCUUUGAGAAUAUUAAGAAGAAGAACUCCUCCUGGGUCUGUGAGAAACCUGUGAAUAUCACAUGCAGAGCAACCAAAUUCCCGACUGUUCCCAUUGCCAGUUUAGGGCAGGAGGUGAAAUGUGAUGUGGAGACAGGGCUGACCUGUAACAACAGAGAUCAGCAGAUAGGAGGUAUAAUUCCAAUGCCAGUCUGCCUCAACUAUGAGAUCCGUGUCUGCUGCAUCCCUGACAUUCCAGAGUGUAUUCCUGGCCCCACUACACCAACAGUCCCACCUCCAUCAACACCUACAAAACCCCCACAAUCACCUCGACUGUAUCAACAACCACCGCCAGGCCAACGCCAUCAGAGCCUACAACCACCACCACCAUCAUCACCACCACCACUGAAAGCACCCCCAUCAGCAGCACCCUGGGGACAACAACAAGUGGCACAGCAACACCCACAACAACUACAGCAAGCACAUCUGUGCCUGUACCAACAUACACCACUGUAUUACCUUCAGUGGGACAGAAUGUUGUCAGAGAGACCACGGUGUGCAGUGGGAGUGGGGCCUGGUUUUGUGACACUGUCUUCUCUGUUCAUGCUGUUUACAACAGUCCCACCCUCGUCCACAUUGAGCACUGCAUCCUCCCCACCUGUAACAGCAACCACUGCCAGACCAACACCAUCAAAGCCUCCCACCACCACCACCGUCAGUGUCAGCACCCCAGAGCCAACAACUGAGACAGCAACACCCACGACAACUUCUGCAAGCACACCUGUGCACACAACAACCUCCCCAAGCACCGCAUCACCGUCAGUCCCACCCUCGUCCACAUUGAGCACCACGUCCUCCCCACCUGUAACAGCAACCACUGCCAGACCAACACCAUCAAAGCCUCCCACCACCACCACCACCACAGGGCCCCUUGAAACCACCACCACCACCAGCACCCCAGGGCCAACAACUGGGACAGCAACACCCACGACAACUUCUGCAAGCACACCUGUGCACACAACAACCUCCCCAAGCACCGCAUCACCGUCAGUCCCACCCUCGUCCACAUUGAGCACCGCAUCCUCCCCACCUGUAACAGCAACCACUGCCAGACCAACACCAUCAAAGCCUCCCACCACCACCACCGUCAGUGUCAGCACCCCAGAGCCAACAACUGAGACAGCAACACCCACGACAACUUCUGCAAGCACACCUGUGCACACAACAACCUCCCCAAGCACCGCAUCACCGUCAGUCCCACCCUCGUCCACAUUGAGCACCGCAUCCUCCCCACCUGUAACAGCAACCACUGCCAGACCAACACCAUCAAAGCCUCCCACCACCACCACCACCACAGGGCCCCUUGAAACCACCACCACCACCAGCACCCCAGGGCCAACAACUGAGACAGCAACACCCACGACAACUUCUGCAAGCACACCUGUGCACACAACAACCUCCCCAAGCACCGCAUCACCGUCAGUCCCACCCUCGUCCACAUUGAGCACCGCAUCCUCCCCACCUGUAACAGCAACCACUGUCAGACCAACACCAUCAAAGCCUCCCACCACCACCACAAGGCCCCUUGAAACCACCACCACCACUACCAGUACCCCAGAGCCAACAACUGGGACAGCAACACCCACGACAACUUCUGCAAGCACACCUGUGCACACAACAACCUCCCCAAGCACCGCAUCACCGUCAGUCCCACCUUCAUCCACAUCAAACUUUGCAUCCUCCCCACCUGUAACAGCAACCACUGCCAGACCAACACCAUCAAAGCCUCCCACCACCACCACAGGGCCCCUUGAAACCACCACCACCACCAACACCCCAGAGCCAACAACUGGGACAGCAACACCCACAACAACUUCUGCAAGCACACCUGUGCACACAACAACCUCCCCAAGCACCGCAUCACCGUCAGCCCCACCAUCAUCGACAACGAGCACAGUGCCCUCCCCACCUGUAUCUGCAACCACCACCCUGCCAACAUCAUCACCAUUGAGACCUACCACUACCACUAGAACCACGAUACCCCCCACCAGGGGGACCACCACUUCUGUGGGCACAACAACAACUGGCCCAACAACCUCCCUUCCUGGGUGUGAAUGCAUCUGGACAGGCUGGAUAGAUGUGAGCUACCCAAACAGUUCUAACAGAAAUGGUGGUGACUAUGAAACCUUUGAGAAUAUUAAGAAGAAGAACUCCUCCUGGGUCUGUGAGAAACCUGUGAAUAUCACAUGCAGAGCAACCAAAUUCCCGACUGUUCCCAUUGCCAGUUUAGGGCAGGAGGUGAAAUGUGAUGUGGAGACAGGGCUGACCUGUAACAACAGAGAUCAGCAGAUAGGAGGUAUAAUUCCAAUGCCAGUCUGCCUCAACUAUGAGAUCCGUGUCUGCUGCAUCCCUGACAUUCCAGAGUGUAUUCCUGGCCCCACUACACCAACAGUCCCACCUCCAUCAACACCUACAAAACCCCCCACAAUCACCUCGACUGUAUCAACAACCACCGCCAGGCCAACGCCAUCAGAGCCUACAACCACCACCACCAUCAUCACCACCACCACUGAAAGCACCCCCAUCAGCAGCACCCUGGGGACAACAACAAGUGGCACAGCAACACCCACAACAACUACAGCAAGCACAUCUGUGCCUGUACCAACAUACACCACUGUAUUACCUUCAGUGCCACCAUCACCCACUAGCACAGCGCCCUCCCUGCUGGUAUCGACAACUGCUGCCAGACCAACACCAUCAAAGCCUCCCACUACCACCAGCACAAGUCCCUCUGAAAGCACCACCACCAGCACGCUGGGUACAACAACAAUUGUUCCUGUCAAAACACCUACAUUUCCAGGAAAUAUUAUCACCAAAACCCCACUGCCCCCGACCUCAGAAGCUAUAGUGGGUACAACACCUGAAUCAGGAACAGCAACAAAGACCAGCACACCAGUUACUCCUUCAGGUACCCCACUGUCAACAACUAGAACAACAGAAAUCGAAAGCACCACUGUUCAUCAGUCAACACCACCACUGUCAACAAGCACAGAGUUCAUCAGCACCCCCCCUGCAGUCAUUGAAUCUGGAACAACCACUGAAUCCACCACUUCAGGUCCCACAUCCUCUCCUCACAAGACCACAACUUCAGGACCACCUCCUCCAACAUCUACAGCCAGCACCACUCCACCACCACCACCACCAGAAUCAACAACUACAGGGGCAGUCAAUGAACCUGGAACAACCACUGAAUCCACCACUUCAGGUCCCACACCCUCUUCUCACAAGACCACAACCUCAGGACCAUCUCCCCCAACAUCUACAGUCAGCACCACUCCACCACCACCACCACCACCAGAAUCAACAACCACAGGGGUAGUCACUGAACCUGGAACAACCACUGAAUCCACCACUUCAGGUCCCACACCCUCUUCUCACAAGACCACAACCUCAGGACCAUCUCCCCCAACAUCUACAGUCAGCACCACUCCACCACCACCACCACCAGAAUCAACAACCACAGGGGUAGUCACUGAACCUGGAACAACCACUGAAUCCACCACUUCAGGUCCCACACCCUCUUCUCACAAGACCACAACCUCAGGACCAUCUCCCCCAACAUCUACAGCCAGCACCACUGGACCACCACCACCACCACCAGAAUCAACAACCACAGGGGCAGUCAAUGAACCUGGAACAACCACUGAAUUCACCACUUCAGGUCCCACACCCUCUUCUCACAAGACCACAACCUCAGGACCAUCUCCCCCAACAUCUACAGCCAGCACCACUCCACCACCACCACCACCAGAAUCAACAACCACAGGGGUAGUCACUGAACCUGGAACAACCACUGAAUUCACCACUUCAGGUCCCACACCCUCUCCUCACAAGACCACAACUUCAGGACCAUCUCCCCCAACAUCUACAGCCAGCACCACUCCACCACCACCAGAAUCAACAACUACAGGGGCAGUCAAUGAACCUGGAACAACCACUGAAUCCACCACUUCAGGUCCCACACCCUCUUCUCACAAGACCACAACCUCAGGACCAUCUCCCCCAACAUCUACAGUCAGCACCACUCCACCACCACCACCACCAGAAUCAACAACCACAGGGAUAGUCACUGAACCUGGAACAACAACUGAAUCUACCACUUCAGGUCCCACACCCUCUUCUCACAAGACCACAACCUCAGGACCAUCUCCCCCAACAUCUACAGUCAGCACCACUCCACCACCACCACCACCAGAAUCAACAACCACAGGGGUAGUCACUGAACCUGGAACAACCACUGAAUCCACCACUUCAGGUCCCACACCCUCUUCUCACAAGACCACAACCUCAGGACCAUCUCCCCCAACAUCUACAGCCAGCACCACUCCAUCACCACCACCAGAAUCAACAACCACAGAGUUGGUCACCACACCCCCAGGAGUCACUGAACCUGAAACAACCACUGAACCUGGAACAACCACUGAAUUCACCACUUCAGGUCCCACACCCUCUUCUCACAAGACCACAACCUCAGGACCAUCUCCCCCAACAUCUACAGCCAGCACCACUCCACCACCACCACCACCAGAAUCAACAACCACAGGGGUAGUCACUGAACCUGGAACAACCACUGAAUCCACCACUUCAGGUCCCACACCCUCUUCUCACAAGACCACAACCUCAGGACCAUCUCCCCCAACAUCUACAGCCAGCACCACUCCAUCACCACCACCAGAAUCAACAAACACAGAGUUGGUCACCACACCCCCAGGAGUCACUGAACCUGAAACAACCACUGAACCUGGAACAACCACUGAAUUCACCACUUCAGGUCCCACACCCUCUCCCCACAGCACCACAAAAGUCACAGAAACAUCCACCCAUGAGCCCACCACCACUGGGACUGAAAGUCCUCUGACAGGAUCACCAACCACUGCUGUCAGCACUACAACCUCAGGACCAUCUUCCCCAACACCUACAGCUAGCACUCCUGUGUCACCUCCAGUCAGCACUCCUGGAGUAACUGAAUCUGGAACAACCACCAAAUUCACCACAUCAGGCCCUACACCCUCUCCCCACAGCACCACCAAAGUAACAGAAACAUCCACCCAUGAGCCCACUACCACUGAAAGUCCUCCAACAGGCUCACCCACCACUGCUGUCAGCACCACAACCGCAGGACCAUCCUCCCCAGAGCCUACAGCCAGCUCUACAGUAGCACCACCACCAGUACCAACAAGCACUGUGCCAGUUACCACCUCUGGUACAACUCUAACAGAAUCUUUUACUACCACUUCAGGAACAACCUCUAGUAAUUUUACCACCAUCACCACAACCACUACCACCUCUGAAAUCACUUCUCCUGUCUCAACAAGUACUUCUGGGCCCAAAGCAACAUCAAUUGCAGUCACCAUCCCAGGAAGUUCCACACACAGUACAGUUACUCCAGUCACUGCUUCAACUCCACCAACAACCACUCCUGGAAGAAACUGUUCUAUUUUCCCUAAUGAAUCAUAUGCACCAGGUGAGUCCUGGUGGCUGUGUAACUGCACCAAGGCAAUAUGCAUAGAAGACAACAAAAUUGAAGUGAUUCCCAUCAUCUGCAAUCCACCUCCUAAACCCACCUGUUCCAACAGACUUUCACCUGUGCCAGUCAUUGACGAGGACGGGUGUUGUUGGCACUGGGAGUGUGACUGCUACUGCACUGGCUGGGGAGACCCCCAUUACAUGACUUUUGAUGGCCUCUACUACAGUUACCAAGGGAACUGUACCUAUGUCCUUGUGGAAGAGAUUACCAAGAAAGUUGAUAACUUUGGUGUCUACAUUGAUAACUACCACUGUGAUGCCCACGAUGAAGUCUCCUGUCCCAGGACAAUUAUUGUCAGACACGAGACUCAGGAAGUGCGCAUAGCAACCAUCAGACCCAACACUCUGGAAGUAGAGGUGACAGUAAACAAACAGGUAGUGGCUUUGCCCUACAAAAAAUUUGGUGUGAGCAUCUAUGAGUCAGGCAUAAACCGGGUAGUGGAAAUCCCUGCUCUCAAAAUGAAUGUGACCUACAAUGGCUUGUCCUUUUCUAUCAGAAUGCCCUACAGCCUCUUUGGCAACAACACCUAUGGACAGUGUGGUACCUGCAACAACAAGACAGCAGAUGACUGUAUGCUGCCAGAUGGAAGCAUUGCAAAGAACUGUGAAACUAUGGCAGAUCACUGGCAAGUUGUUGAUCCCUCCAAACCACAGUGCUCUCCAGGCCUGGCUCCCACAACAGUACCCAGCACAACCACACCACAGCCUUGCAAAGAAUCUUCCAUCUGUGAGCUUAUUUUGGGAAGUGUGUUCGAGCCAUGCCACAAAUUUGUCCAGCCUGAAAAGUACUACAGAGCCUGUGUGUUUGAUAGCUGUGUACUUCCCAGCUUAGACCUGGAAUGCUCAAGUCUGCAGAUCUAUGCUGCCACCUGUGCUGACCAGGGGGUGUGCCUGGAGUGGAGGAGCCACACCAGUGGUGUUUGCUCUUAUAAAUGUCCCCCGGGUAAAGAAUACAGAGCAUGUGGUCCUGUCACAGAGAGAACCUGCAAAGCAAGUCAACAAAAUGAAACUUCAGCUAAAGAAGUGGAAGGCUGUUUCUGUCCCAAUGGAACAAUGCUCUAUGACUCGGGUGUGGAUGUCUGUGUGAAAACCUGUGGCUGUGUUGGAGUGGAUAAGACACCCAGAGAGUUUGGGGAAAAAUUCACAGUGGACUGCCAGGACUGUGUUUGUGUGGAAGGUGGGACUGGCAUUGUGUGCAGGCCUCAUGACUGUCCCAAACCAAGUAAGAAUGGUUGUGAUGGAGAAGGCUUCUAUGAGGUCAAUGAAGUCAAUCCUGAAGACUCCUGCUGCCCCAUGGUCACCUGCAAAUGCAAUGCAAGCUUGUGCACAGCUAAAGCCCCCAGGUGUUCCCUGGGAUUUGAAGUUCAGUCUCACAUCCCCAGUGGCCACUGUUGCCCUGUGUACCAGUGUGUUCCCAAGAGGGUUUGUGUCCAUGAGAAUGCUGAGUUCUUGCCUAAUUCCUCAGUCUUUGUUGAUAAGUGUCAGGAUUGUUUCUGCACCGACAAAGUUAACACCAGCACCCAACUGAAUAUCAUCUCCUGUCAACAUAUUCCGUGCAACACAUAUUGUGAACCAGGAUAUGAACGUCAACCAGUGAAAGGUGAAUGCUGUGGGAGGUGUGUGCAGACUAAGUGUGCUAUACACACAGCACAGAAUUCUAACCUCAUCUUGAGUCCUGGAGAGUUUAGAAAUGAUCCCUACAACAACUGCACCAUCUACAGCUGUGUCAAGCUGCACAAUCAGUUUAUCUCCUCCACAUCUGAGAUUACUUGCCCAGCAUUCAAUGAGGAGAGCUGCAAACCUGGCACUGUUACAUUCUUACCUAAUGGUUGCUGCAAAACCUGUGCCCCUCUGGACAGCCCCACACCGUGCUCUGUCCGCCAGAGACGCGACUUCAUCGUCUUCCGCGGCUGCCGCUCUGCGGACAGGGUUGUGAUGGGUGAAUGUGAAGGGACGUGUGGAACCUUCUCCAUGUAUUCUGCUGAGGCCAACUCCAUGGAGCACAGCUGUUCCUGCUGCAGGGAAUCCAGGAGCAGCUUGAAAGAAGUGGAACUGAAAUGCCCUGAUGGGAGUACAAUUUCACACAAGUACGUAUCUGUGGAAAGCUGCCAGUGCCAAGACACUGAGUGCAGCAACCCCCAGUCCAAUGGGCUGCAGAGCAGAGAAGGACAAGACAAGGCAAGUGCUCUGAACCGCAUCAAGAGAGCCAUCAGCCUAACAUCCAAAUGAAGAGGAAAAAUCCAAGCAGUGUGCACCAUUCUCAUCUUCCCUGAGGGCUUUUGAACUUUACU
Calypte anna (Anna's hummingbird) is the source of this 12956-nucleotide messenger RNA. RefSeq names its product mucin 2, oligomeric mucus/gel-forming (gene MUC2). Lineage: Eukaryota; Metazoa; Chordata; Aves; Apodiformes; Trochilidae. The coding region runs from base 1 to 12894 and encodes 4297 amino acids. Gene Ontology annotation, cellular component: extracellular matrix. Gene Ontology annotation, molecular function: protein binding. The record is from RefSeq and is a predicted model, not a curated record. The transcript is spliced from 61 exons.